AUGGCUGAAAAAAGUGAAAGCACAAGCGAGACGAGCACCCCAAAACAGGAAGACAAGUCCACCGGCAACUGGUGGGACUCAUGGAUCACAUCAGCCAAGACCAAGUCUGCGGAAGUGUACUCAAUGGUCAAAAAAGACCUUGAUGAAAUUGGUACAGCUGUUAAAAGCGAGGCCAGUCAUGUGUUCACUUCUACAUCAAAUGUCAUCGGCAAGACUCUUAAGUUGGAUGUUCCUGAAUCACCAGCGAAUGUCAUGAAGAAAAGUUUAAGCACUUUUAUAGGUCAAGUCAGCACAGUAUUGAACCCUGAACCAGAAGACGAUGAUGAUACAGAAGUCAUCUUGUCAUCCGGAGACACCAUCAUGUUGUCAACAUAUAAGAAAGAACUAGAAGCCCUCCAACGUGUAGAUGCAACAUAUAUAGUGCCAGCGGAUUGUCCAGAGUUCGAUGCCUGGCGCGCUACCCUGGACCCAGGUAUAGAAUCACCAGAGAAGACUCUCAGACGUAUGGCAGCGAGUCCCGUGUUGAAAGAACAGUAUGAAAGAUUAGUCCCUGAUGCUGUAUCACAUGAGGAUUUCUGGAACAGGUAUCUGUUCCGAGUGGCUCUUCUUCAAGACCAACUAUGCGCUUCUUCACGUCGUCUUCCUCAGACCACGAGUGACCCCGUCCUAGCUCACCUACCACCAGUCGUAGAUCAGAGUCCAAAAAAAGUGCUGUCUGGUAUUAUCACAGAUGAUAAUGAACCAGACACCGACAAUGUUACAUGGGAGGACGAGGAUUUUGCAAAUGACCUUGAAUUAACCGAAGAACAACAAAUACUGCUUCUAGAAGAAUAUGAAAAGGAAAUCACGUCAAAAAGAAAAUCAAACCGAGAUUCUAUAAACAAUAACAAACAAAAAGAUUUAACAGACACGAAUCAGAAUAUAAAAACACCACAAAAAUUUAAAACGGAUGAAUGUGGAAAUAAUUUAGUUGAGGAUUAUUUUGGGGAAAAGGAGGUUAAAGAUGACGCUAGCGCCAAUUCAGAUGAGAGUUGGGAGAAGUUUGAGAAAUAA
Danaus chrysippus (African queen) is the source of this 1053-nucleotide messenger RNA. Lineage: Eukaryota; Metazoa; Arthropoda; Insecta; Lepidoptera; Nymphalidae. The record is from the annotation of a GenBank genome assembly.